Messenger RNA from Pyrenophora tritici-repentis Pt-1C-BFP, 2355 nucleotides. The record is from RefSeq and is a predicted model, not a curated record. NCBI's taxonomy places the organism in Eukaryota, Fungi, Ascomycota, Dothideomycetes, Pleosporales, Pleosporaceae.
AUGUCGAAAGACUCUGCUUCCAAAGCGAGACCGCCUGUUGCGACACCCAAAAUACCCACCGUUGCUCAGAAGGCGCGCUCUAACCCGACAAAUGGGGACGCGGCGCCAAAAGCGCCCACAGAGAAGCAAGGCGACAAUGAUGCGAGUAAGAGUGCUGGAAAUGCAAACUCGCACAUGGACUCCACAGGCCGAUCAGCCACACCGCCUCCCGACGCCAAGCUCGAAGCGACUGAGAGACCUCAGUCUGCCGCAGUAGUUAAAGUUGCCGCUACCGAGGAUAGCAGCACUCAGCUAUCUUCUUCCGAUGGAUCUGGAAAGCCUCCUAGUAUUGAUGGGAAGAGCGUUGCUUCUGCGACAACAUUUGCACUCGACGAGAAGGAGUCAUUGCGACCAGACGACAGUGCUAGCCUGAGGGCGGUCGAAGAAGAAGACGUCAUCUCUCCUCCAGACUCUGUAAUCGCGGAUUCCCGACAAGGAUCUGAUCAUGGCGCCGCACGUGCCUUCCGAGAUCAGUUGCAGGAAAUUGCCGUCAUGAAUCCUCAGCCUCACCGAGGAGUUCCGCCGGGUCGCUUUCCCACUCUGCCGAAUGGAGCACAAACUCUGUACGAUCCUAACCAGUCACUCAACGGCGCAGGUCCCAUGUCACAGCCUCUCGUGAAUGGCAUGCCUUCGCUCAACGGCCCUCCCAACAUACCCGCUAUUCCGGAUGAAAAGCUCCUCGAAGCGCUACGAUCGCCCCGUGAUCGUCUGUUUGUAGUCAAGAUCGAACAAGACUUUAUCGACUUCAUAAAGGACUCUCGUGAGAGUGAGUUGUGUCUACCGAACUUUGAUACCACUAUGACUGGCGUGAAGAUCACGCGUACGCCGUAUUGCAGAAUCCCGCCCCCAGUAUCGCAAAUGGUUGAUCCUGCCAAGAGUACCAACACACCUCCCGUAGAGCUUCCUGCACGUAAAAUCAUGCGUCGUGAUGAUGGUAAAUCUGGUACAAACACUGGAGCUAAUUCGCAGAAUGCAUCCAAAACAACCUCUGAAAUGGGAGCCAGUGAUGGCAGUAACGACGGUGAAGGUAGCAAGGACAAAGCAGCUCUAUCUCGUGAAGAACGCGAGGCUCGUUACCGUGAAGCUCGUCAGCGCAUCUUUGGUAGCGCUGAGAGCGAAGAGACUGACACUACAGAGGUGAACGGACAAGGAGAGGACAAAGAGAAAGCGAAAGACAUGUCAAGAUCAAGCUCGGCUGCUGGGAAGAAAAAGCCCAAGAAGCAGCGCAACUACGACGAUGACGACUUCCAAGCUCGAUCCCGAUUCAACGUGUAUUACCCACAGCAAUAUCCUGUUGCGGGCUACACCGGAGACAAUGCUGUCUACUACAACGGCUAUGCUGGUCCUGCGCAGAAUGCACCGUAUGCGACUAUGAACUCCGGGGGAUCACCUCCAGCUGCGUACAGCAACCCAUACCCGGGUAUGAUGGCCCCAGACGCACAGUCUCAAUACGGCUGGAAUGGCCAACAAUAUCAGCCACCCAAUGGGUCAGCUAUGAUGUAUCCCAACUAUGGACCGAUGCAGAACGGCUAUGACCUAUCAACAGAUUUCCAGCGUGGUAUGUCAUCGUUCCAGAACGCCGGUAUGCCGUCUCAGGUGACACCGAAGAUGGCCAACCCGUCAAUGGCACCCUACCAGGACAACUAUCAGCAACCCCAGCACGUGCCCAUGAAUGCAGGGUGGUCACCACAAGUGAACCAGCAGUUCCCAUAUCACUCGGCCACGAGUGCGUUCAAUGCUCAAAAUGGGCCAGGCAACAGGCCCAUGUCCGCGCCUCACCAAGCUCCGAUGCCUGGCUAUCCCUAUGGCCAAUUUCCUCCGAACGGUUUCAAUGGCAAGCCAAAUCGCAACCAACACCCUCUCCCUGGAAGCUACAACCGUGGGCAGUUCAACCCGCAAACCCAAGCCUUCAUACCCGGCGGGCGUAACAUGCCUUUUGGAAUGCAGCCGAACAUGAUGCAGGGCCAGCCCCAGAUGAACCCACAGAUGAAUCCACAAAUGAACGGCUACGGUGGCUACCAAAUGUCUGCCCAAACUUCUAUGCCUGCUCAGAUGCCUAGGCACAGCCCUUCUGCUACUUCUACGCCGUCUUUCGGCUCUCCGCAAAGCAUGCAAGGCAACUACGCUGCCCCUUCUAUGAACAGGAUCGCAUCUCAGUCUGGCGAUCCAGGUUCCUCGCAAAGCAGCAUCGCUAAGUACGGUACACCUGCGCACCUACCUCCAAAGCCACCUGCUCCUGCUCCAGCCCCGCCCUUCGCUCUACCUUCCAUGACCCGAGUGCCAUCGUCCAGCACCUUCAACCACAACUCUAACUGA